Molecule: messenger RNA, 1315 nt
Organism: Cloeon dipterum
Lineage: Eukaryota; Metazoa; Arthropoda; Insecta; Ephemeroptera; Baetidae
Product: TLC domain-containing protein 2-like
Exons: 6
Coding region: 104-862 (252 amino acids)
Biological process (GO): membrane assembly; regulation of membrane lipid distribution; plasma membrane organization
Cellular component (GO): plasma membrane
Source: RefSeq, a predicted model, not a curated record
CGUGGUCUGGUCUAGUUCGCUGUUUUCCAUCCACAGGUCGGUCGUGUUGUACGCGUGGCUGCUGCCGGACCGUUUUGGUGAAACGAACCCGAUUUAAUUAGCGAUGGACCCCGCGUCGGUGACGGGCCCGAAUCUGGGCAUGGUGCACGCGGCGGGAAGCGCGAGCGCGUUCGCGGCGCUCAACCUGCUGCUGCUGGCCAGGUUGGUGCCCAAGAGCGCCAGCCACUCGUUCCGCCAGCAGUGGAAGUGGAGGAACACGGCCAACUCGCUCGUCCACUCGGUCCUCACGGGCCUUGGCGCCCUUUACUGUUUUUGGGAGACUCCCAUCAUGCGCGAGGACCUGAUCAACAAAUACUCGAGUUCGUCGCACCUUCUGAUCAGCGUUUCCGUAGGGUACUUCGUGUACGACUUUUGCGACCUGCUGAUCAACCACCGGAAAAGGAGCAGCUACGAACUGCUGCUGCACCACACGAUGGUGCUCAUGUGUUUCACGCUGGCCAUCGUGACCAAGCACUACCUCGGCUACGGGCUCGUCGCCCUGCUCGUCGAGGUCAACAGUGUUUUUCUGCACACGCGCCAGCUCAUGCUCAUCCAGGGCUUCAGCAAAAACCACCUCACCUACCGAAUCAACAGCAUGCUCAACAUCGGGACAUUUGUGGUGUUCAGAAUAGCCACACUUGGGUGGAUGACGCGCUGGCUAGCGGUGCACAAGGACGAGCUCACCACCACCGCUUUCACGAUCGGAAGCGUCGCCAUGUCGGUGGUGAUGCUGAUGAACAUCGUGUUGUUCCUGCGGGUGUUGGUGGCCGAUUUGCGGGCGAGCCAAAAGUCUCAGGACGAGACGAGCAAGAAGCCCAACUGACGCCGCAGUUGAAAAUUCCACAAUCACCUAUAGCCAUUUCGCCAGAAAAAGUGCAGCGCACGACCAGCGACAAUAUAAUGUACAUAAAUCAUGGAGAGACGCGCUUCUUGGCUUUGCUUCGAGCACAUAUUAUGCGUGUUUUCACUGAAGUGUUCGGACUAGGGCGUCACCUAUUUACACAGCAUCAAAGUGAUGGCAGUACUUGUUUACCAACCAAACAACUUAGUCGUAUUUAUUCAGUAUUUCAAGUCUCAGGAGUUUGAAAUGCCUUAGUUUGAUUCAUCCCACAGAAUAUGUAUUUUUUGUUACCGUUUUUAGUUAUUUUUACAAGCGUGGUGCCAAUGUAUGCCUUUUUCAUCAUGACUGAGAGCUUAAAUUUUACACGUUGUACACAAUUCCGCAGCUGAAAAUUGAUUCUCAAUUUGAAUUAAACCGUUAAUAUUAUUAAUUGUA